GAAUAAAUAAUGACUCCAAGUCGAGGGAGAGGGGAAGAGAGAGAGGACAGCCGAAUAGGCGUUGGCGGUGGUGGUGGUCGGGGCCAUGGAAGGAGGCAUUGCCGAUCUGUCGACCUCCUUGGCUCUUUACUUGGAUGCUGCUUCCGAUUUCAUCUUAUCUUCCUUGAGCCGGGCGGCGCCGGUAUGGGAGGCGGUGAGGGCCGCGGUGCUGCUGCCGCUGAUGAAGACGGCGGUGGUCCUGUGCUUGGUAAUGUCGUUGAUCCUUGUCGUCGAGAAGCUGUCGAUGGCGCUCGUCGCUCUCUACGUGAAGGUCUUCGGACGCACGCCGGAGAAGGUGUACAAGUGGCAAGAGAUGCCGCAGGAUCCGGAGCUCGGCUCACUGCCCUACCCCAUGGUCCUGGUCCAGAUCCCCAUGUUCAAUGAGCGAGAGGUCUAUGAAAUUUCAAUUGGAGCAGCUUGCACACUUGCAUGGCCAAAUGACAAACUCAUAAUUCAAGUUCUUGAUGAUUCGACCGACAUCACAAUUAGGGAACUAGUGCAAGAGGAAUGUGGAAAGUGGCAGAGAAAGGGUCGAAACAUACAUUAUAUAUCUAGGGAUAACCGAAAUGGAUACAAGGCUGGUGCUCUGAAAGAAGCAAUGGAACUUGACUAUGUGAAAAAAUGUGAUUAUGUGGCAAUAUUUGAUGCAGAUCAUGAGCCCCCAACUGAUUUCCUUUUAAGAUCUGUUCCUUUCCUCAUGCACAAUCAUGAGAUUGCACUUGUUCAAGCACGGUGGAAGUUUGUGAAUGCCAAUGAAUGCAUAAUGACAAGGAUACAAGAAAUGUCAUUGAACUACCAUUUCAAAGUGGAGCAACAAUCGGGUUCGUCAACUAUGGCAUUUUUUGGAUUUAAUGGAACUGCUGGUGUGUGGAGAAUUCUAGCUAUUAAUGAAGCUGAUGGUUGGAAAGAGCGAACUACUGUUGAAGACAUGGAUUUAGCAGUCAGAGCAACCCUUCGAGGUUGGAAGUUUUUAUACAUUGGAGACCUGAAGGUCAAAAGUGAGCUACCAAGCAGUUAUAAAGCAUAUCGUUAUCAGCAACAUCGUUGGGCCUGUGGACCUGCAAAUUUGUUUAAGAAAAUGGCAUUAGAUAUUCUAAUGGCUAAGAAAGUGACCUCAUUGAAGAAAUUAUUUUUGCUCUAUAACUUCUUCUUUGCAAGAAGGAUCAUAUCCCACAACGUGACUUUCUUCUUCUACUGCAUCAUCAUCCCAUUGUCUUCUUUUUUCCCUGAAGUUGUGAUUCCAAAAUGGGGGGUGUUCUAUGUUCCAACUCUCAUUACCAUCCUCAAUGCAGUUGGAACUCCAAGGUCUUUACAUCUAAUUGUCAUCUGGAUAUUUUUCGAAAAUGUCAUGUCCUUGCAUCGAUGCAAAGCUGUUUACAUCGGUCUUCUUGAAGCUGGGAGGGUAAAUGAAUGGGUUGUGACCGAGAAACUAGGGAAUGCAUUGAAGACUAAACAAAUUUCAGCAGUUGCUAAGAAAUUCCCAAGGAACUUGUGGGAAAGGUUCCUAUUCUUAGAGUUGGCCUUGGGAUUUUUCCUCUUAAUAUGUGCAUGCCACAAUUUCUUCUUCAGAAGAAAUCAGUACUUCUUUUUCAUUUUCCCUCAAACUAUUUCCUUCCUCUUGAUGGGGUUUGGAUUUGUUGGCAAUCAUUUCCCACAAACCAAGUAGCUGAAGAAAGCCAAAACAUUCAUUGGCUUGCUCUACCUGGGCCACAUUAUCUACAUAUCUUCAAAUUCUUUUGAGAUUUAUUUAUGUAACAUUCUUGAGAAAAAGGUCAUUUCACCAUCAUGCUGUAGGUAGAGAACAAAAUCUCACCGAAUAACAAGAAGAAAUGCAGAGAACUUGUUCUGGGAACAAGAGGCAGACUGCAUCCAGUACAAGUUUAGGCGUUUAGAGUUGAAAGAAUGCAGAAUGUAGCUACUAAAUUAUCAGUGUAAAAUUUUCUUGGUGAUUAGUGAUGGAUUCAUUCAAAUGUGGUGAUGACAAUUUUUUCUUUGUUUUUUUUUCUGGUUCUAAUCACAUGUGAGGGAAGAGCCUCGAUUUGCAUUUCGAUGGUGGAGUGUAAAAGAGAUUAGAAAACAGAAAGAAAAAAAAACUUUAGUUUCAAGUAUGUAGACAUUUUUGCCAAUCCAGUAUUUGGUCAAAUUGACUGCAAUGGUGAGUAAAUAAUACGCGGAGUGUGAGUUGCUGGAUGUAAGACUAAAUUGCUAGAAAUUUAAUGCAAUUUCAGUUGAACUA
Messenger RNA from Zingiber officinale, 2275 nucleotides. Its product is annotated as probable glucomannan 4-beta-mannosyltransferase 11. The coding region runs from base 86 to 1705 and encodes 539 amino acids. Gene Ontology annotation, molecular function: mannan synthase activity. Gene Ontology annotation, cellular component: Golgi apparatus. Lineage: Eukaryota; Viridiplantae; Streptophyta; Magnoliopsida; Zingiberales; Zingiberaceae. The record is from RefSeq and is a predicted model, not a curated record. The transcript has 10 exons.